Messenger RNA from Sinocyclocheilus rhinocerous, 1666 nucleotides. Its product is annotated as membrane-associated guanylate kinase, WW and PDZ domain-containing protein 3-like. The transcript has 2 exons. Lineage: Eukaryota; Metazoa; Chordata; Actinopteri; Cypriniformes; Cyprinidae. The record is from RefSeq and is a predicted model, not a curated record. The coding region runs from base 1 to 1122 and encodes 373 amino acids.
AUGAAAACAGUUGAACAGACGCAAGGCAUUAGUCACACCAGAGCCAUUGAGCUGAUCCAAGCUGGAGGAAACAAAGUGCUACUGUUACUGCGACCGCAAGCCCUCUUAUCAGAGAACAGAGAUGUUAUCCUUCCUGAUCCGCCGGGAUCCAACACUUCCAACAUUCCUCUCAGUUCUCCUCUCCUUCAUCCGCCAUCCACCUCAGCGAAGAAGGAAACGUCAGACCUGACAAGCUCCUUUGCCCGUUCUCGCGACUCCUUGGAUCUGGCCUGCGAGGAUCCUCGCUCUAAAGACAGCAAGAGGGAGAAACGUGCCAAACCACCAAACACCAGCUCUUCCAGAGUCCCGCAGCAACGGCGCAUCAAGAGUCGGUCCGCUGAGAAUCUCCUUGAUCUCGGAGAUACAGAGAAAUCCAAAAGCCCAUCCAAAGACAAAGCUUGCAGCCACAAAGAAAAUCUGCAACAAAGCACUCGAGACUCCCACAAGAACAGAAAGUCUUGCCAACAUAGUCGCUCAGUCAGUCCCCAGAAGUCAAAGCGUGAAGGACAGGAAGUAGUAAUUGGCGAAGCGCAGGGACGGAAAAAGGAACGUCGCGUGAAGGGGACGGCGAGUGUGGACCAGAAGAAAAGUGACGCUGAAAGAAGGAAAAAACAGGAAUCUAGAGGAAGGAAACUAAAUGAGACCCAAGAAGGGGAGGAGAGGUGGAGAGCUGAGAGAAAAGUGAGAAACAAAGGAGAGGAUCAAGUGCUUGAGCCAAAAGGGGAAACAGAGCUCAAAAGCACCCGAAAGAAGAAAAAACAGAGAGAUAGAGACAUGCGAAAUGAGGACAGCCACAUAUCGAGCAGAGAGGGAGACAAGAAGAGCAGACAAACAAAGGAUAAGGGGGAUCAAACGGAAGAAAACAGGAAGGAAAUGAUUACAGAUAAGAAUGAAAGCAAAAGAAAAGGAAAUGAGAGCGAAGACAGGAAAGACGACAUUGUCACCACAGAUGUGGCUCCAGUCACCACCAGGGCGAGUCUAGUCUUUGACCACCCUGGACCCUUGAGCGAUGGCCUUUGGAAGAUCCCUAGUUUUGCACGUAUCCUCACGCACGAGGAAGCGAUGAGAGAUGUUUGCGAAUAGUUUGGCGAUCCUUGGGAAUAGAAGGUUUAUGGCCAAGUACGUGAAUGCAAACGCUUCUAGCUGUGAUUUCACACAGUUCAUCAUGGAUUGCAAGUUGCAUUCUCAACAUUUCAGCACUAUCGUGGGAAUAUCGCGAGUUAGUUAAACUGUCGACAUGUUUAUAGCUAGCUACCUAAAUAACAUCACAUCUGGUUUAUUGGCACAGACAUUUGAAGAAAACUAGAGUACAAGACUAAGCAUCUUCAAGGGGCAGUCAAAGUACUCAAGGGGCUGAUUGAGAUUUCUUUAUGCAUCUAUGUACAGCAGGUCAGUGUUUCAAGCAUUUGCACUUGUGUGGAACAUUGCCUAGCCAAACUUCUCCUAACAUGUUCCUUAUACUGUAAAAAAAAAUCUGAUGUUGAGUUUAAUAAUAUUAAAUUUAUAGAAAAAUUGAUACAGCAUAUAAUACAUUCUACUGCAUAAACUCAAAAAUAAAAAAGUCUGUUACUUGUGAAUUGUGGCUUGCAAAUAAGCCUCAUGUUGUUCCAAACCUUUUUUUCUUCGG